AUGCUUCAGCGCUCAGCCUCGCCAUCCUCGGCUCUGCCCCGCUUCUUACUAAGUCUCUCAGCCUCCUCCAGUCCAUCACAACAGCAGCUUCGCGGUCCCGCCAACAAUGCCGACGCAUGCUGGCGCCUUGAAUCCGCAUCGCCGCCCGACUCUGCCUGCCAGAGCGCUAGCCAAGACAUUGAGCUGGUGGUAAUCAAUACCUGGGACCAUCCUUCGGCUGCAUCUCCUCGUGUCUCCAAGCAUAAGCGGGCGUCCGUAUCUCUGCCCGCGUUAUCGCCGUCCGCCCCGCCGGAGGCGAGAAAAUCUGCAGGCAAGGCCUUCGGACUGACAAGCCGCGGCAGCUCGGCCAGCCUGGACACUUUGGCAGAUUUGACUGCUAGUCCGCUGGGCAGGGGAAUGACCCAAACGGAGCGCCAGAAGAAAGCGAACCAAGUCUGGAGAGGCUACUGGUCUUGGGGACAAACCACAACUUGGGGACACAGAGAGCAAAAGAUCAAGAUGGCAUCUCCCAGUUCUUUGACCAAGCAGCAGAAAUUCAAGGGCGGCGUCUGGGCCGUAGCCUUUGCCGCUGUGAUCAUGGUUGGAACCCUGACGGGAGCACAGCUCAAAUCGGACAAGCAGAAAGAGCAGGCCAUUCAGGAGUUCCGUCAGGUUACCCCUUCAGAGCAGAUUGCCAUGCUCCAGAAGCAGCGAGCCAUCCUUGUCGACCAAAGGACAGCUCUUCAGAAGAAACUGGACGUGUUCAAGGAGCGCGUCCGGGAAAGGCAUCAAGCGCAGGAAACCUCCAAGAAACCUUAGGGCGCUUGGUUUCCCUCCGUUGAUCAUGCAGAAUGCAAGAGAGUAGGGAAGAUUUGCCCUCCUACGAAAGGUUAUUGAUUGGGACGAAAGCAAGGAGAAAGGCCGGUCGUCUCUUCUCAAUUACGGCGGUACUGUUGAACCACUUCAAAGUUGCAAUGUCACUCGCGCAGCCUUGGUUGAUGGAACUUAUACUCGAAUACGGGCUGUUUCUGGAAAGCAAAAAUCAAGAUACCCCAUA
Messenger RNA from Trichoderma reesei QM6a, 1036 nucleotides. RefSeq lists its product as uncharacterized. The coding region runs from base 1 to 798 and encodes 265 amino acids. The record is from RefSeq and is a predicted model, not a curated record. The transcript is spliced from 3 exons. NCBI's taxonomy places the organism in Eukaryota, Fungi, Ascomycota, Sordariomycetes, Hypocreales, Hypocreaceae.